UCGAAUUUGUGAGUUUGAAUUAUAUAGUACUGGCACCGCGCCAGCCGAGAGAUGCGCGCGCGCUAAAUAGCUCCGGAGAAUUUUCUUUUCUUUCUGUUCAGAAAAUCGAAAGUGGCAGUACUUUAGUAAUGCUCAAAAAAUUGUGAAUCUUGGUGAUAUUUCAUUUUUUAAGUGAUACGUAGUUAAAAAAAAACAUAGUGCUGUGAAAAUGUCGCCCAGGUGUCCAGUUUUACCGUUGCAAGAAGUCACCUUAUCUUUGGUAGCUAGACAAUUGAUCCACACUUUAUCCAGAGUGACUACCGAGGAAGAUGUGGCUUUGCCGUUCGCUAUGGUGUCGUCUUACUACGAAAGUAUGGGUGCGACGAGUGAUAUAUUCCAAGAUAUACUCAAUUUAAUAUUGAAUAGCGAAUACCUCGAUCCGUCUAUUAGAUAUUUUACAAUGAAAUUGCUCUUGAAAGAGAACGUCAGGAGUUUAGCUACAGGAAUAUUCCCGUGUCCCUAUUACAGAAAAGUCCUUGAACUGAUUGCGGAGCAAGGCCGACACCUAACCUCUCUUAAUUUGAAAGGUGUGUGGGUUAAAGACGAGCAGCUCUCGCUUUUGUACCAGAUAAUAAAGAAUCUGACAAACUUGACCGCUCUAAAUAUACCUUACAUUGCUAACGAUGAAGUUCUCAAGUUCAUUGGGGAACAUAACAAAGUAUUAAAACUGCUAGAUGUGUCUGGUGAAACAGAUAUCACUGAGAUUGGCAUUGACGCUAUGUUAUCGGGAAACCCACAGCUGACUCAGAGUUUAACUGUUGUAAAUAUAGGAACGUACGGUGAAGAAAAUAUUGAUCACACAGACGUUGCACUUCUUAUACGAAAACUGCCUAAUCUUACAAACCUGGGAAGUUAUUCGUACGUUGGAAAGGCGUUAAACUAUAUUUAUAAUAAUGAAUGUCCGCCUAACUUCAAAACGAAACUGCAAUACGUUCACGAUGUACAAACGAAUAUUAGAACAAUGAAAGCGGUAACUGAAUUAUGUCCAUCGAUAGAAACAAUUUAUAUAGAAGAGCCAGACCAAGGCGUGCUACAAUUAUUAAAAGAUCUUCAUUACUUGAAUAAGAUUAAGUUAAACAAAUUUCAGUGCCACGAGUUACAUCAGCUGCUGGAUAAGAUAGGGUAUAAAAUUGUGACGCUUAUGCUAUCUGCUUCUAAAGGAUCAUUUAAUUUUACGAGAAUAGCGGAAACUUGUCAAAAUUUGGAAAGUUUGGAAUUCUACUCGAUCCAGACCGCUACACACGAAGAGGAAGUUCCGUUCAAUAAAUUGGAACACUUUGAAAUUAUUCAAGGGAAUUUGUCACCAUCCUGUUUAAAGUACCUCAUGACAGGUAGCCCUAAGCUCAAAAAGCUCAUCAUCGGUGAUGAAAUUAAAUUAGAUGAUCAAGAUAUGGCGCGGAUGCUACGACGAUACAGGUUUGAUAACCUUGAGGCCAUUUGGUUUCCAAACGCACCUCGACUGACAGUGGAGACUGUAGAGCUAUUGAUGGAGACAUGUCCCAAGUUGCAGAGCUUGGGCCAGCUCAGUGGGUGGCGGUACACCCCCGAUGACAUGAUGCUGAUGAGAGCAGUCAUUGCCAGUACUAACACUGACUUGAUACUUUCUCCUUUAGGGAUAUUUCAGCAAGGAAAUUGACAUUGAUUGAUAUAUUUAACUAUAAUUUAAACGAUUAUUGUUAUAGCGUUUAUUUAAGUGAUUUUAUAUUUAAACCUCAUUGUUUCAGUUAAGUUAAAGCUUAUAAAUAUUAUUAUAUAAAGUA
Bicyclus anynana (squinting bush brown) is the source of this 1799-nucleotide messenger RNA. RefSeq lists its product as uncharacterized. The coding region runs from base 209 to 1675 and encodes 488 amino acids. NCBI's taxonomy places the organism in Eukaryota, Metazoa, Arthropoda, Insecta, Lepidoptera, Nymphalidae. The transcript has 2 exons. The record is from RefSeq and is a predicted model, not a curated record.